This is a messenger RNA of Microthlaspi erraticum, 492 nucleotides long. Lineage: Eukaryota; Viridiplantae; Streptophyta; Magnoliopsida; Brassicales; Brassicaceae. The record is from the annotation of a GenBank genome assembly.
AUGGAAGCUUUGGCAAUUUCACAUUACAUUCCUUCCAAAGAGAGAUAUCCUAACAACACACGCUUAUGCUCUCUUCUCCAUCUAAUUCCUACUACGACUAGAAAAAAAAAGAAAGAACAAAACCAAUCACUGGGUUCUUACCAAAUAUUACCGUCGGCGCCAGUGGCGGAGAACGAGAAGAGAACGGAGGAGCAUGUGCAGUCGUUGAAAGAUCUGAUUCCGUUCCGUUAUCCAGCUGGGACCGAGACGCCUCCGUUCGAGCAUAUGCCUAAUUCCGUUAAACGGAGUUACGUCAAGGUUAAAGAGCCUCUCUUUGAUCCGAUGACUUCUAGGCGUAUCUAUUGGCGGGAAGUACCUUCUGCUGAGGAUGAUCACGGCCAUGGUCAUGGAUGUUGCUUUUUCUUGAAGAGAAGCAUUCGAAGGAUGAUCAACAAGUGGUUUGGUACUCUUUUUGGAUUACCCAAGUUUGACGAGUUUUCAUUAUUGAAGUAA